UGUUCAUUAUUUAUUCAAAUGGAAGCUACAAAUCUUCAUCUUGCACGUAGAGGACAAAAAUAAUUAAAAAAAGAGAUGUCAGUGCCUGUUGGAUGAUGGUGGUGCCCGGGAAUGCCCCGGUGAUCCAGCAGGACCACGCUCUGGAGCCCGACCUCGGGAGAGACCCCCCGGAGCACCCUGCCAUGGGUCCCGGCACGGAGCCCGCGCCCGAGGAGGUGGGCCCGGAGCUGGCAGAGGUGAGGAAGCUUCGGGAGCUGAUGAGGAGGCUGGAGCUGGAGAACCAGCACCCCAGAAGCAAGAGCAGCAGGAACGUGCUCGGGACGACCGUGCCGGGGGAGAUCCGCCCCGGCGUGGACAACCCCGGCCUCAACGGGACGGAGCUCAACAACAGCAUCAACGCCAUCAGCGAGCAGCAGGAACUGCAGAUUAUGGCGGAUCUGCACAGCCAGUUGAGCAAAAUAAGGCAGGAGGAAGGAGAGAACAACUGCUUCAAAAGAGCCGUGGAUGCCCAGAGGGAAUGCAGCUGCAACGGUGCCCCCCAGGAGGAGGUGCCUCCCAAGGAUGGCACGGGCAGGUGUUCCCCGUGUGUGGAUACAAGGAAUGGCUCAGAGCUGCUGGGGGUCCAUCCCUCAGCCAGAAUCCACGAGCAGGAUCCCAGGGAAAAGUGUGCAGACCUAGAAAGCCUUUCAAACAACGCGGAUCUGGAUGAAGUGAAAGUGUUAGAACUUGAGAACUGCACCGAGGAGGAGGAUUGCUGGUACGUGUCUCCAGGCCUGGGGGGGGAGAGGGAACUUAGCUGUUUGGGGGGGUGUCUGACUGCCUGUGUGUUCUCUGUGUCCCCCCCAGGUUACCUGAGCAUGCACUCGGCGCUGAGCUCCCAGUCCUCGGUGGACAGCGAGCUGAGCACCUCGGACGACUCCAUCUCCAUGGGCUACAAACUGCAGGACCUCACGGAUGUCCAGGUCAUGGCACGCCUUCAGGAAGAGAGCCUCCGGCAGGACUGUGCCUCCAGCUCCGCCUCCGUGUCCCGGCGCAGCUCCAGCGCCUCCCUGCACUCCCUGCGCCGCGGCACCUACAGCGACCAGGAGUUCGACACCUACAGCCUGGAGGACGAGGACGACUACGACUGUUCCCUGUCCUUCCGCAGCGCCCACAGAUACUCCCCGUCCCCACUGAGCUCCCCCCGCUGCCAGUCUCCCUCCUCCAGCGUGGAUUACGGAAGGUCCUCCGCGUCCCGGCUCCGCGCCCCGCGCAGGGCGGGCAACGGCCCCAUGCAGGAGCGGCUCAAGUACGCCAACAGCGAAGAGGAGCUGAGGCACAGCAUGCCCAACCUGGCCCGGAGCAGCCUGCGCGCGCUCGACUCCGUGAGGAGCAGUCGGAGCCUGGAGUCCGACCUGCAGGUGCCCAGCAGCCGAAUUCCCAGGACUCAGCAGCGGUCAGCAGGUCUGACUCCCAGCAAGCUCAGGUAUUCCUCGGGUGCCGGGCAGUCCCCGCUGACGGUGCGACAGCCCGGGAAGGCCGGCUCGGGCACCAACUCCCUGCUGGCCACCAGGCAAGCGGUGAAACCCUGCGGCUACACGGCUCCUGGCUCUGCAGUCAGGAAGCCACAGGCCCCUUCGCUUCACACGGGCUCUUCCAGCACCAGUUGCACUUCCAGAACCACCACCAUGGUCACCGUGGCCAAAAAUUCCGCCCUGAAGGCACGGCCGGCCGGCGGAGGGAUCGCGGUGCCCAAGGGAAAGGCAACGCCGCCGUCCAGGAGGUUCCUUCAGUCGGCACAGACCCCCCCGGCCCCCGAGGACGACUCCUGGAAGGAUGGGUGCUACUGACCCCCAAGACCUCCGUGGAGCAGAGCCCCAGCUGGCUGGGCAUCACCUCCCUGGGCAAGGAGCCUCCAGCCCCCUCUCCCUGCAGACUCAUGUACAUAUUCCUCAGAUUCCUGGGAAGCAGCCCCACCUCCUGCUCUGCCAAGAGCCCGACCUCGCCGCGCUGGGACCGGCAACGGCUUCGACCCACCACGAGUCUUCCCAGGAAGACUGCAAAUGGCCUUAUUUCAUCUGCCCCCCUGCCUGCAGCCCUUGGGAAGGUCUGUCACCCCCAACCUGGGCUGUGACCCUGCUCCUGAGGGGGCUGGGAAGGCUGGGAGGGUCCUCUCUGUGCCGGGAAGCAGCUCUGAGCCAGUGCUGUGGGGUGGCAGAGCUCGGGGAGACUAGAAAUAGUGACAUAGGUGUUAGAAUUAAGACUUUUUAAAUCCAACCUGAUGUGCUCUAAUAUUUGUCUGAAACUCAGCUGGUUUUUGGUUUGUUUUUUUUUUGGUUGGUUGGUUGGUUUGUUUUUUUACUUCUGUAUAGAAUGUAUUUCUGCUACUUUUUAUGGUUUGGUCUAGAGCUGCAGCAGGUUUUUAUAACUGUAGAACACUUCAAACUGUUGUAUGCAGGUGUCAGCACAGGCCACGAGUGAAGGAGCAGUACACAAUAUUUGUGUGGGGUGUGAACAGGCAGGGACAGGGGGAUGCCAGUUCAAAACUGCUGGUUCCCAGCACCACCUUACCUCAGCUGAGAGGAGGUUACCACCAGGUAAGAGCAAACUUUUUUAAAAAAUAACCCUCCCUGACAGCUUUGGCUUGAAGGGUUUGAUCUCUCAGCUGGUUCCCAACUGCCCUGACUUUUGUAGAAGUUUUUUACUGUCUCUUAAGGAUUCUGUUCCAGUGUCCUUUCCCUCAGCAAGUGCUGGAUGCUCCAAACACAGUCUUAGUCCAGGAAAUAUGCACUGAUAGCAACAUUCUCCCUGCCAUCAAUGUGACCUUGAAAUAGUGUAGUUUAAUAAAAUGUUAUGGUGCU
Molecule: messenger RNA, 2840 nt
Organism: Neopelma chrysocephalum (saffron-crested tyrant-manakin)
Lineage: Eukaryota; Metazoa; Chordata; Aves; Passeriformes; Pipridae
Product: SLAIN motif-containing protein-like
Exons: 7
Coding region: 93-1829 (578 amino acids)
Biological process (GO): microtubule nucleation; cytoplasmic microtubule organization; positive regulation of microtubule polymerization
Cellular component (GO): microtubule plus-end
Source: RefSeq, a predicted model, not a curated record